This is a messenger RNA of Andrographis paniculata, 1089 nucleotides long. RefSeq names its product putative cyclin-D7-1. Gene Ontology annotation, molecular function: cyclin-dependent protein serine/threonine kinase regulator activity. Gene Ontology annotation, cellular component: cyclin-dependent protein kinase holoenzyme complex; nucleus; cytoplasm. Gene Ontology annotation, biological process: regulation of cyclin-dependent protein serine/threonine kinase activity; mitotic cell cycle phase transition. The transcript has 6 exons. NCBI's taxonomy places the organism in Eukaryota, Viridiplantae, Streptophyta, Magnoliopsida, Lamiales, Acanthaceae. The coding region runs from base 49 to 1008 and encodes 319 amino acids. The record is from RefSeq and is a predicted model, not a curated record.
GCAGUACUUUGCUGUAAUAUAGAAUUUUUUUGCAGUACUGUGCCGAAGAUGGAAAGCCUAUUGUGCAACGAAGUCUGGCUAAUGAGCCCUAACGCCAUGGGAGAAAGUGACGAAUUAGGAGAGGAAGUUCCCGUUUCAGUGUUUGCUUCCGAACAAGAAUGUGAACAAGUUGUGAGAAAUAUUUUAGAUAAAGAGACAAAGUACACGCCGGAAUCGGGAUACUUGGAGAGUCUUCUCACGAAUGAUUUGAUGCGCAGUUGCAGGUUCAAAGCAGUUAAUUGGCUUGUUGAGUCUAGGAAGAGAUUGGAUCUUUCGCUUGGAACUGUUUUUAUCGCCGUGAAUUGUCUGGACAGAUUCGCCUCACUUCCUCGAUGCAAAGGAUGGAAAGAUUGGAUGUUUGAAUUGCUGUCGAUUGCCUGUUUAUCUGUGGCGUCGAAAUUCAAUGAAACUGAUGUUCUCUCGUUGCGAGAAUUCCAGGGAAAUGGUUUGCUUCACUCCUUUGCUCCCAGUCUGAUUCAGCGAAUGGAGUUGACACUCUUGAAGGGUUUAGGGUGGAGGCUGGCAUCAACAACCUCAUUUUCUUACUUGGAGUUACUGAUUAAUGAUGAUUUGAAUAAAACCCUUGUGAUGGAUUCAAGAUAUGGAAGAGUUACUGAACUCCUAAUCAAUGUGUUGUUAGACCCUAAAUUCUUAGAAUUCCGUCCACACUUUAUUGCCAUAUCUGCAGUCAAAUGCGUGUUUGGAGAUGUGCUUCAUCCAACAUUUGAUACUUCAGUCUUUGCAUUUCUAAACAAUCUUGUGUCUCAAAACCAGGAUGAUUUCUGCAAGUGCCAAAGGGCCAUGGAGAAGCUGCAGGAUCAAAACAUCUUAGCUCCUGGGAAUUCUUGGAACGAUCCAUCAAGUCCGGUCACAGUAUUGUUGGAGGAGGAGUGGUUCAAUAUCUGCUCGACUGACUCCAGAUCAAGUAAAAAGAGAGAGAGAAGAACAAUAAUAUGUGAUUUGAAUUAAGAUUCUUUACAUUGAAUAUGCCAAUUGUGUUGCUGUGGUAUUGUAGGAAUAAGAUUCAUUAACUGUGUUUUGUUGUUGUUG